This is a messenger RNA of Trematosphaeria pertusa, 2246 nucleotides long. Its product is annotated as mitochondrial integral membrane protein-like protein. The transcript is spliced from 2 exons. The record is from RefSeq and is a predicted model, not a curated record. NCBI's taxonomy places the organism in Eukaryota, Fungi, Ascomycota, Dothideomycetes, Pleosporales, Trematosphaeriaceae. The coding region runs from base 334 to 1977 and encodes 547 amino acids.
CGACCAGACGAUCACUACAAGCUAGUGCGAGGCCUCCGUCAAUGUUUUGUCAAGCGGGCUGCGCGUCUAGGCCGAUCUGAAGCCACAGAGCAAUCGUUAGUUGCUGGGCCUGUGCUCCGAGCAUGGGUGCAACCAUGACGUAGAUCUCAAAACAUAGCGCCAUUUCCCACCAUCAAAUAUCACCACCUUGUUAUCAAGAAAGUUUCUGCUAUCUUUCCCCCUCUUCUGUCCCCCUCUCUUCCCUCCUUACAGCCUUUCCGUGGUUUCCGUUAUUGUUUGAGCUCAAAACAGCUUGAAAGUGGUGUGAAACUCCCCAGAGCUCACGUCCUCACCAUGUGGGGAUCAAAGAAAGAUCGCCCGCAGAACGGUGAUGCCCCAGAAGAUGAUCAGGCUUCCGCGAGAAGUGCGUCGAGGAGAAGUUAUGAGCCUCGAGAAGAACCGAGCGAGAGGACCAGGUUGCUCGACAGACCGAGGCCGCCGAAUUCAGACGGAUACCUUGACCCCGAUGAUCCAGCAGUAUCUCCGUACAACCUCUGGUCUGUCCGCUUCAUGCGAUGGCUGACCGUGUUUUUCCUCAUGAUCUCCUGCCUCUGGUGGACACUCCUCCUCAUAUCCAUCUUCGUGUCUCCGCCCCGCAUGCACUCACGCGGCAGCGGCUUCUUCGACUUCGCCUACACGUGCCUGACCAUUGGAAACCUCCUUGUCGCCGUCAUCUUCUUCUCCGGGCCGGCAAAAGCGUUGCGCAUCACAACCACCAUCAUCGGGGCUUUCCUCAUUAUCGAUAUGAUCAUAAUCCUCGCGGUUGGCCGCAUAAGAUUGGAGGAAGGUUGGGUAGGCAUCGUGUCCGUCGUAUGGGCGGUGCUCAUUUCGAUUUGGUGCAUCUUGACCGACCGUGUCGUGGCAUGGGGCAAGCGGGAAGAAGAGGAGAGGCUCACAGGCCGUCCAGAGACUAGGCGCACGCUGAAGGAAUGGCUUGCAGUCCUGCUCGCGACCGUCCUCACCGUCAUCUUCGUCAUCAUCGUUAUACUCAUGACGGGAACCCUUGGCAUCCGUGCUCGGGACUCUACGCUCGGCAUGUACGGCGAGCGCAUCCUCGUCGACGGCGACAAGUACGCUGUUCACUUCGCAUGCGUUGGCAAUAUCUCCUACACCAAGGGUAAGAAGGACGCAACAAUCAUGCUCGAAGCUGGCGAAGAGCCAUCCGAGUAUGACUUUGAACAUUGGGCGUACAACGCCUAUCAAAACGGCACCAUCUCGAGGUACUGCUACUGGGACCGUCCGGGCUACGCCUGGUCGGACAACGCUCCCUCUCCGCACUCAGCGGGCAUGUCCGCAGACGCGCUGUCUGAAGCUCUCGCAAGGGCCGGUGAGGAAGGGCCCUGGAUUCUGGUAUCGGCCGGAACAGGCAGCAUUGUCAGCCGCAUCUUCAGCUCGCGCCACUUGAAGGAGGUAACCGGCAUCAUGAUCGUCGACGGGAUGCAUGAAGACCUCCUCCAUCGCAUCGGCAGUCCCGGGCGUGGCUUCCUCCUUUGGGCCUGGGGCAUCAUCUCGCCUCUCGGAAUGGAGCGUCUCGGCGGCGCCAUCUUCAAAGGCCGAACCCGCGAAGACCGUGUCUACGGCCGCAACGCAUACCAGAACGGAAAGUUCAUCAAAGCCCAACUCCAAGAGAAUCUCGUUGCGGAUUCCCUCUCCAAGAACGAAGUUGUCUCCGCUCGAAACAUCCAAAGCUCCAAUACCCCAUUGGUGAUUGUAAGCAGUGCCAUCAAGUGCAGGAGUGACAACGAGUGGGAGAGAAAACAGCGGGAUUUGACCAAGUUGACGGAUAACCUGGUCAGCUGGGACGUGGUUAACAAGGCACCGCAUCAGGUGUGGCAGACGCUUGAGGGAAGGACGGCUAUGGAGAAGAGGUUGGGUGAGCUGGUAAAGGCGGCGAGGAAAGUGGAAAUUCCGACGGUUGAGAAGGAAAAGUUGUUCUAGGUGAAAGAUUGUGAUUGUGGGUGGGCCAUUUCCUCUGCUCCCGUCUGAUUUCUCCGUCGUUGGUAUUUGUGCUUUUCUUUGCAUAUUCAUUCCUCGUUGUAAUUGGUCUUUGCCUGUAAUGAGUACAUAGCAUGGCGUUUCCGGGUCGUCUGAAGGUGGUAUACCUGGUAGCUCUACUCUUCGCGGGUGAUAUAUGGUUAAUUGUACAGAAUGGAAGGAUCAGUGAUGGAAAACGAUAUGCGAGACUUGAUCUCCUCCACCAUAUGCAC